CGACCGCAUAAUCUUCGUGCGCGUGCGUACUUAAGGCUUCGCGCAGCACGCAGCGCGGACUUUCUUCUUCGCCACCCCGGGCUCACCCCGCCACCCUCCCUGCGGCCUUCUCGCUGCCCGCCCACGGUCCUCAUCGCUGCCAGCCACCACUGCCAGCCCGCCUCAUCGCGGAAGAGUCGACCAGCGCAGAUCGAGCCCGCCUUUCCCGCCUUCUUGUAUACACUUCCUUCCCCCUUCCCCCCUUCCUUCCUUCAUCAUGGGCGUUGAACUUUCCUUCGGGCCGAUGCUCAUCGGUGUCUGCCUUAACAUGAUCCUCUAUGGGAUCGUGCUGAUGCAGAUGUUGUUCUACUUCCAGACGUACAAGGGGGACGCAUCGUGGAUCCGCUACCUCAUCCUAUAUCUCUUCAUCAUCGAGACUUGCAACACCGGGUUCGAGUUCGGGUUCAUUUACGAGCCUCUCAUCCACAAUUAUGGGACACCCAAGGCGACGACGAACUUCCCCAUCAUGCUUGCCGCAGAGCCCAUUACCAUAGUAUUCAUCAGUUUGCCCAUCCAAUGCUUCAUCGCAUGGCGCAUUUGGAACAUGACGAAGUCCAUGAUCAUCCCCUUCGUUAUUGUGCUCUUGGGCCUCGUAUCCUUUGGCGGCGGCAUCUGGCUGACCCAAAAGAUCGUCGAAGUCAAGUACUUCGCGCGCAAGCCCGAUUUGCACUGGGCUGCCCUCGUGUGGCUGGUGGCGGCCGCGGCAGCAGACAUUCUGAUCACUGUCGCGCUGGUGUGGAACCUUGCCCGUCGCAAGACAGGCUUCUCGCACACGGAUGAUGUGAUCAAUGCGAUUAUCAGGAUGACCGUGCAGACGGGGCUCAUCACCGCGUUCCUCGCAUGUCUCGACUUCGUCCUCUUCCUCAUAUUCCCGAAGACUACGCUGAACUUCAUCUGCAACCUCUGCCUCGCCAAGCUCUACACGCUGUCGCUCAUGUCCACGCUAAACGCCCGACAAGGCUGGAACCGGCACCUGUCCAACUCGCGCCCCGCCAACCCGCUCUUCGACAACACCACAAGCGGCUCCCGAAGGGACACGCACUCGCGCAUACCAACAACGCCGCACAUACCCACCUUCGAGCUCUCGACGCAGAUGUCCUCCACGCCGCGCACGGGGCACUUCAAGCGCUCCUCCGACGGGCUCGAGAUCUCCGUCACCAAGGUCGUCGAACGCCUCGAGGACCCGCACCCGGUGAUCACCAUAAACGCCAUCCCCGCCGCGCACCACCCCUACGGGCCCGGCGCGAUGGCGCCCCACGGGACGCAGGUCGGCAUGCUCGACAGCCAGGGCGACUCGUACGACGCGCGCUCCAUCGGUUCAGCAGUAUGAAGAUUCGGACUAGGAUUCGGGACUCGGACUCGGGGAGAAGAGAAGGGAGACAUGCGGAUCUAGAGCAGCGACUGGCCCGGACGUCGUCCCGCGCGACGAUGAGGAGACACGAUCUUACGACCACCGGUGGAUGGGCCCCCGCCUGUUCCACCGGAUUCUAAUUUAUUGUGGGGGCGGGCGCCGCGUGAGCACACCAUUCCCGCCCCUCUCCACCUUGUCUGUGCCAGUACGCUCGUUUUGUACGACUAGGAUUUAUUUUAUUCUGUAUGUAGCGCGGAGGCUCGUGCAGUGUUGACGAUAGUACGCGCGUGGAGUGUGCCUCAGGAAAUUUGAAGGAGCUCUUCGCGGCUAGCCUGCAUCUC
Schizophyllum commune H4-8 is the source of this 1731-nucleotide messenger RNA. RefSeq lists its product as uncharacterized. Bases 257 to 1369 code for a protein of 370 amino acids. The transcript is spliced from 14 exons. The record is from RefSeq and is a predicted model, not a curated record. NCBI's taxonomy places the organism in Eukaryota, Fungi, Basidiomycota, Agaricomycetes, Agaricales, Schizophyllaceae.